Messenger RNA from Castor canadensis (American beaver), 3200 nucleotides. It is a transcript of the gene Nsmf, whose product is annotated as NMDA receptor synaptonuclear signaling and neuronal migration factor. Gene Ontology annotation, biological process: regulation of neuronal synaptic plasticity; regulation of neuron migration. Lineage: Eukaryota; Metazoa; Chordata; Mammalia; Rodentia; Castoridae. The record is from RefSeq and is a predicted model, not a curated record.
GCCCAGGCCUGGCGUCACGGGGCGGAGGCGUCGCCCCUUGUCCGGCCGCGCACUCCGCAGGCGACGGGACGGGACGCGCUGAGCGCCCAGCGCGGCCAUGCGGGGCCUGGGCCCGAGACCGAGCGCGACCCUGAGGCCUAGCGCGACCCCCGGCGCGGUGCGACUCCACUGGCGGAGGCGGCGGGCGCGGGGCGCGCUCUGAGGCCCGGGGGAUGCGCCGCCGCCGCCGCGACCAUGGGCGCCGCCGCCUCCAGGAGGAGGGCGCUGAGAAGCGAGGCCAUGUCCUCGGUGGCAGCCAAAGUGCGGGCAGCCCGAGCGUUUGGAGAGUACCUGUCCCAGAGUCACCCUGAGAAUCGCAACGGUGCAGACCACCUGCUAGCUGACGCCUACUCUGGCCACGACGGGUCCCCCGAGAUGCAACCCGCUCCCCAGAACAAGCGCCGCCUCUCCGUAGUCUCCAAUGGCCGUUAUGAGGGCAGCCUCUCAGAUGAGGCUGUCAGUGGGAAGCCGGCUGCAGAGGGCCCCCAGCCCCGUGUGUACACCAUCUCAGGGGAGCCUGCUCUGCUGCCCAGCCCUGAGGCUGAAGCCAUUGAGCUGGCUGUGGUGAAGGGACGGCGACAGCAGGAGCGGCACCCUCACCACCACAGCCAGCCCCUGCGUGCCAGCCCAGGCAGCAGCCAUGAGGAUGUCAGCAGGUCCUGCCAGAGCUGGGCAGGCAGCCGCCAGGGCUCCAAGGAAUGUCCUGGAUGUGCCCAGCUGGCUCCUGGGCCCUCUCCUCGGGCCUUUGGGUUAGACCAGCCACCUCUGCCCGAGGCCUCUGGCCACCGCAAGAAGCUCGAGAGGAUGCACAGCGUGGAUCGAGUGUCUGAUGACGUCCCUAUCCGCACCUGGUUCCCCAAGGAAAACCUUUUCAGCUUCCAGACAGCAACUACAACUAUGCAAGCGGUGUUCAGGGGCUACGCGGAGAGGAAGCGCCGGAAACGGGAGAAUGAUUCCGCGUCUGUAAUCCAGAGGAACUUCCGCAAACACCUGCGAAUGGUUGGCAGUCGGCGGGUGAAGGCCCAGACGUUCGCUGAGCGGCGCGAGCGGAGCUUCAGCCGGUCCUGGAGCGACCCCACCCCCAUGAAAGCCGACACUUCCCACGACUCCCGAGACAGCAGUGAUCUGCAGAGCUCACACUGCACACUGGACGAGGCCUGUGAGGACCUGGACUGGGACACUGAGAAGGGCCUUGAGGCAGUGGCCUGCGACACUGAUGGCUUCUUGCCACCCAAGGUCAUGCUCAUCUCCUCCAAGGUGCCGAAGGCCGAAUACAUCCCCACCGUCAUUCGCAGGGACGACCCCUCCAUCAUCCCCAUUCUCUAUGACCAUGAGCACGCAACCUUCGAGGACAUACUGGAGGAGAUAGAGAAGAAAUUGAACGUCUAUCACAAGGGGGCCAAGAUCUGGAAGAUGCUGAUUUUCUGCCAGGGAGGCCCUGGACACCUCUAUUUGCUCAAGAACAAGGUGGCCACUUUUGCCAAGGUGGAGAAAGAAGAGGACAUGAUCCACUUCUGGAAACGAUUGAGUCGCCUGAUGAGCAAAGUAAACCCAGAGCCGAACGUCAUCCACAUCAUGGGCUGCUACAUUCUGGGAAACCCCAAUGGAGAGAAGCUGUUCCAGAACCUCAGAACCCUCAUGACUCCUUACAGGGUCACCUUUGAGUCGCCCCUGGAGCUGUCUGCCCAAGGAAAGCAGAUGAUUGAGACCUACUUUGACUUCCGGCUAUACCGCCUGUGGAAGAGCCGCCAGCACUCAAAGCUGCUGGACUUUGACGACGUCCUGUGAGGGGCAAGGGCCAUGCCCAGCACCACCAGGCCACUUACUCUGGACCGGGAAACUGGGGCUGGGCCACCUCCUGCACCCAGGACCGCAUGGCCCUGGUCUUGCCCAGAUCUGCUUCAGGGACCCUCAGACGUUGCUCAGGUUUUCGUGGGGUCUGGUCCUCGCUGCACCAGUGGGCCACAGAGCCCACAAUCUUGGGGCCGGGAAGAACCUCGCCCCACAGCCAGUGGACUCCUGGCGGCCAGGCACUGACCUGCCAUGCCUCGCCUGGAGGCUGCAGCGUUGGGAAUCCCCUCCACGGGGUUCAUAGAAAUAAGUGCAAUUUUUUAUAACCCUGAAACAAUUUGAAGGGAAGCAGCAUUUACUAGUUAACUAGUAAAGCGCUAUGCUACUAGUUACAGCAUAGACCCGGCCCAGUGUGUGUUCAGGUCCCUCUGUCCCCCCAGCCCCUCAGCCCUGCCGUAUUUGAUCACCAGCACCAGGGUGGCCCAUCUGUGUGAGGCCGGCACCGCCAGGCUGCCCAGCCUGGCCCUGUCUGCACUGACCGCAUCUGUCAGCUUUCACCUCUCCUGCCACCCAUGCUCACUGACCUCAGCCGGCACUGGGCCUGGGAAGCAGGAGGGAAGGUCUGGCCUCCUUCCUCUUAGAGGAGGCGUGAGGUUGGUGCCACUCCCCACCUCCAAGCCCACCCAUUUCCCUCGUUGCUGCUGAGUUCAGCUUUUGCCAGCCGUGGUCUAGGGGCCCCAUCCUGGCACCUCGCCAAUCACCGCAGUGGGAUCUAGACCCAGCACCCCAGGUCCAAGAGCUGAGUAGCUAGUAGACUGUGAGGGCUCCAUGACUUCCACUCUACAGCCUUGCCCAGGGCCCAGUAGGGUGGGCUUUGUUGUAUAUAGUUGGGGUUUGGGGGCAGGCCCCCCUUUGCAGAGCCUGGGGUUUGAGGGCACCUGGCUGUGUCCCUGGCCAAGGGGGUGGGGGCUGGGCUCUGAACAAUGUACGACGUCCCUUAGAGUGACCAUUAAACCUGACCCUCUGCCGCGGCUGCCGCGUGGUCUCUCCUCACUCAGUGCCCCAUGUCGUGCUGACUUGAGGUCACUGCUACAUGACUUCCCACACACGUUGACCUGGGCAGUGUAGAGCCACUAGACCACCCACCCACAGGAGCACAGACCAUGAGAGGGAUAGCAGAGGACACCCAGAAUGUCUGUCAUCCAGCUCAGGAGGGAGUGGAGAUCUGUGUGGGGGUAGGGGGAUGUGGUCCUGUAGAAGGGCUGAGUGGAGUCUGGAGUGAUGAACAGACAGCCCCUCUCCUCUAUCCCACCCUGGCCACAGUAGAGGGCUUCCCCCUUAGGAUACUUGUACAUAUGGUCAGCAGUAUG